Cornus florida is the source of this 2552-nucleotide messenger RNA. Its product is annotated as glutamate receptor 2.8-like. Gene Ontology annotation, cellular component: plasma membrane. Lineage: Eukaryota; Viridiplantae; Streptophyta; Magnoliopsida; Cornales; Cornaceae. The record is from RefSeq and is a predicted model, not a curated record. Gene Ontology annotation, molecular function: glutamate-gated receptor activity. The coding region runs from base 955 to 2412 and encodes 485 amino acids. The transcript is spliced from 4 exons.
CAUUCUCUUCAAUCUUCUCCAACGGCCACCUCUUUCCACCACUGUUGCUGCCGCCCCCAAUAUCUCUCUCAUUCGGUCAUUCCUAGUUCAUUGUCUCAAUUGGCUCAACGUUCUUCUAUUCCGCGAUGACAUAAUUUUUAGAUUGUUCAUUUGUUUGCUUUUUUUUUUUGUGAGUUUCCAAUUGUUUGUUUUAGCAAAUCUAGGGUUGAAGUUUGGGGAUUUUUGGGAUCGUGGCUGUCUUUCUUGACAUUGUCGGUGGUUUGUUGCUUGGUGGUGGCUUUUGGGUCUUUAGAGAGAGACAGAGCCCUUGGAACCCAGGCUUGGAGUCUUUGACGUCGUCGUUGGGGAAGUAAAACUUGACAGGGAUGAGUUCGAUCAGCUUGGCGUAGAAGACAACGCUGUUGUUGUGAAUGAGGGCUUGAGGUAGGCGGUGCCGUGUUUCUUCUGCUGUUUUUAAUAUUUUUUUUCCUUUUUUUAAUGAUACUGUAUAUUACGAGGGUAAAUUAGUAAAUUUAAAAAAAAAAUUGGAGGAAUUUGAACGUUAAAAAGUUAAUCUAGCAGUGUUUAGUUGAUUUUUAAUGAACAUAUCAUUUUCAUCUUUGGCUUGCAUCAGCUUUGAUUUUUCCCCUCUUGCUGUUUGAGAGUUUUUUAUCUCUUGUUUUUUCUGUUUGCUGUUUUUCUCUGGUUCGUUUUCUUCUUUGCUCAUAUAUAUAUAUAUAUAUAUAUAUAUAAUACCCAUGUAUAUGCGUGAAGGUUGAGAGGAAAUAUCCGAGAAAUUUCUAUAUAUUUAUUAUUAAUUGUUCAAGCAGAAAAGUCAUGUAGCAUUGACUUAGCCAAAGCCAACAUAUUCCAGAAAUUUCAAUCUAUUAGUCUGAGACACCUCAAACAAUUGAGAUCUCUCUCUCUCUAUCUGGCUCAGAAGAUUGUGAAAUUGUUGCUAAAUUAAUCAAAAAAAUGCCUUGGCGUUUCCAAUUCAGAACAGCUUGGGUACCUCUGUCUCUGUUCUUCCAUGCUUUCACUCUCUCCCGAAUGAUGUCCAUCACAGAAGCUAAAUACACAGAAGGAUGGCCAAUUAAAAAACCGUUGAUUAUCGGAGUUCCAAUCAACACCUUUUCUGACCAGUUUGUAAGUGUUAAAAAAUCCGUCAACAACCCAGAUGAGAAGAUAUAUACUGGUUUUUGUAUCGACGCCUUUAAGGAGGCAGUCAAGAAUUUGAGUCCCACUCAUUAUCAUCUACGCCACAAGUUUGUGGAGUUCAAUGGCAGCUAUGAUGAUUUAGUUUCUUUUGUCGUCAACCAGACUUUUGAUGCUGCGGUGGGAGAUAUAACAAUACUUGCUCACCGGUGGAGGGUCGUGGAUUUUAGUGCUCCAUUUACUGAAUCAGGUAUACGGAUGAUAGUUCCAAGGAUGCCCCAAACUCGCAACGCAUGGUUGUUUUUGAAGCCCUUCACCAAGGAAUUGUGGGUAGCGACUAUGGCCAUUUUGAUGUACACAAUGUUCAUAUUUUGGUGGUUAGUGUUUCGCUCCAAUCAAGAAUUCUGUGGUCAAUGGACGGACCAACUCAGCACUGUACUUUGGUUCACCUUCUCUACACUUCUGUUUGCUCACAAGGAAAGGAUUCAACACAACUAUACUCGAGUGGUGAUGGUGGUGUGGCUUUUUCUGGUGUUGAUCUUAACACAAAGCUACACUGCCAGCCUCACUUCAAUGCUCACCGUCUCAGGACUUGAUCAAAAUGUAGACUCACUCAAGAAGAGCAAUGCCGUAGUUGGUUGCUACGGCAAUACCUUUGUAAGAGACUACUUGGAGAAUGUACUUCAUUUCAAAAAGGACAACAUCAGGGAAGACAUUGCCACCCAAUCUCACUACGCCGACGCUUUGAAGAAUGGCAGUAUCUCAGCGGCAUUUCUUGAAGUCCCUUAUGCAAAAGCUAUUGUCAAUCAACACUGCAAUCAACUUACGGUCACAGGACAAACAUAUAAAUUCGGAGGAUUUGGCUUUGUCUUCCAAAAAGGUUCCCCUAUUGUUGACGAUGUCUCUGCAGCCAUUCUAAGAUUAAUGGAGGAUGGCACACUCAAAAAAUUGGAAGAUGAGUACUUCGCUCCCUCCUCGGAUUGUUCAAACUUUCAGACUGCCAAAAACAACAGCCGCUUGAGCCUUCAGAACUUCUGGGCUCCAUACAUCUUCUACAUAGCCAUUUCCACCAUUUGUUUAGUACUAUUCAGCAUUCACUCACUGAACAAUCAGCGUCACCGCCAUAAAAUACUUCUUCAAGAAUGUGACAUCACCCACGUAAGUGCUCAGAAAAAGAUACUUCCAUUCGCGCAAUUCUCGAAUAAUAUUGCAGAUUCAAGAGAUCGUAGCUGGGCUCCAAUCUCAGAUCAUGAGCCUAUUUAUUCUGUAAUUCGCUAAUUAAACACAAACACCUAGCUAUGUUGUUUAUCUAGAUAUAAAAAUAAGAAGAAUUCGAAGAACGUACUGAUUUUCUGUACAUUAGCCAAUAUGUUUGUAAACACAAAUUUCCUGUCUGAAAAUUUAAGAACAUUCAAUUU